AUGUGGCCGACAUCUUACGGAACUAGCUCCCAAGAGAGAGCCGCUGCGGGCCGUCUGUUGGUGCCUAGCCAGCGUGCCAGGGAGCUGGUACAGGGCGGCAAAGCCGCAGGUGCCUGGUACCUCCCCAGGCAACUAUCUGCGGCACAACCACCUCUCCACGAUACCCCCCCAGGUAAAUCCUUCUCCUGCCAGCUCCUCCACGCUCCUCGGAUCUCGAUUCGAACCGAACGAAGCACCCACGGCCCUGAUUUCUACCUGCCCGCGAGAUAUUAA
Akanthomyces muscarius is the source of this 273-nucleotide messenger RNA. RefSeq lists its product as uncharacterized. The coding region runs from base 1 to 273 and encodes 90 amino acids. NCBI's taxonomy places the organism in Eukaryota, Fungi, Ascomycota, Sordariomycetes, Hypocreales, Cordycipitaceae. The record is from RefSeq and is a predicted model, not a curated record. The transcript has 3 exons.